AUGCCCACCCUAACCCACCAAUGGAUCCUCAACUCCAAGCCACUCGGUCUCCCCAUCCUCCCCAACAAAGACAUAACCGACAACUCCCCAACUCAAACCUUCAAACUAACAACCACGUUUCUCCCAUCACCAUCUCCCACCCAAGUCCUGAUCAAAACCAUCUACCUAUCCAACGAUCCUGCCCAACGCGGCUGGAUCUCCGCAGCGGCCGACCCAGCUCGUCUAUACGUCCUGCCCCUCAACGAGGGCGACACAAUGGGCUCCUACGGCAUCGCGGAGGUGAUUUCCUCAGGGGACGUAACGCGUCUCACUGCGGGGACUCUAGUCCUCACAAAGACUAAUUGGACAGAGUACUCGAUCCAGGACAUCGAUGACUGUCAUACAAUUCAAACGGUGGAUGGUCUCAGCCCCACACAUUUUCUAGGCUCGUUUGGUCUCACAGGCGUGACGGCUUACUAUGGUCUCGUGGAGGUGGUCAAGGCCACGAAGGAUGAUAGUGUUGUUAUUAGUGGUGCGGCGGGUGCGACGGGCAGUAUGGCUGUGCAGAUUGCGAAGUGGAUUUUGGGGUGUCGGAGGGUAAUUGGCAUCGCCGGAUCUGAGGAAAAAUGCCGCUGGGUGGAGUCCAUCGGUGCAGAUGUCUGUAUAAAUUAUCGGAAGGAGUCAUUCGAGGAUGACCUAAGAAGGGAGACGGAAGGGUUUGUGGAUGUUUUUUACGAUAAUAUUGGAGGCCGUAUUCUAGACUUGAUGCUGCUACGUGUGAAGAGACACGGCAGGAUCGCUGCUUGCGGGACGAUAUCAAAUUAUAAUAAAGAUGCGGAUCCAAUAGGGUUGAGGAAUUUCUAUGAAAUUAUCUCCAACCGGAUUACCGUUCAUGGAUUCCUGAUCCUUGAUUACUACCAUAAAAUACCCGAGACGACUGAAUUGCUCGUGCAAGCAUGGAAAGAUGGCAAAAUCAAAGUCAACGAUGCAACAGAAACCGUGGUGGACGCCAAGUUUGAGGAUAUACCAUCUGUGUGGAUGAAGUUAUUUGAGGGGGGGAAUACGGGGAAAUUGAUCACGCGGAUUAUUUAA
Molecule: messenger RNA, 1071 nt
Organism: Aspergillus tanneri
Lineage: Eukaryota; Fungi; Ascomycota; Eurotiomycetes; Eurotiales; Aspergillaceae
Product: MDR family NADP-dependent oxidoreductase
Exons: 5
Coding region: 1-1071 (356 amino acids)
Molecular function (GO): oxidoreductase activity, acting on the CH-CH group of donors, NAD or NADP as acceptor
Source: RefSeq, a predicted model, not a curated record